AUGUUGCCGGCGCGCUUCGUGCAUCACGGUUUUCAGGCUGGCGAAACCAUUGAAGUGCAGGGGCUCCAGGUGCGCACCUGCCUGCUCAACCAUCCCACCGGCUCCACGGCUUACCGGUUCGACUGCGACGGCCGCGCUGUCUGCUAUAUCAGCGACAUUGAGCACGCCGCAGACGGCCCGCCCGAAGAACUCCGGCAGUUUGUCGCUGGCGCUGACCUUGUCAUCUAUGAUUCCAUGUUCCUCGAAGAGGAAUAUGGCCGGUGCAUCGGCUGGGGCCACUCCACCUGGCGCGAGGGCGUGCGGCUGUGCCGUGAGGGCGGCGCCGCCGCCAUGGCCAUGUUCCACCUGCAUCCCGAUCGCGACGACGCCCAGCUCGACGCCAUCGCGGCCGAACUCGGGGCCGAGGCGCCUAGCUCAUUCAUCGCCCGCGACGGGUUGACCCUGCGCUACCCUGGGCGCGGCUGA
This is a messenger RNA of Ostertagia ostertagi, 465 nucleotides long. NCBI's taxonomy places the organism in Eukaryota, Metazoa, Nematoda, Chromadorea, Rhabditida, Trichostrongylidae. The record is from the annotation of a GenBank genome assembly.